Molecule: messenger RNA, 909 nt
Organism: Neurospora hispaniola
Lineage: Eukaryota; Fungi; Ascomycota; Sordariomycetes; Sordariales; Sordariaceae
Exons: 2
Coding region: 1-909 (302 amino acids)
Cellular component (GO): nucleus
Molecular function (GO): DNA-binding transcription factor activity; protein dimerization activity
Source: RefSeq, a predicted model, not a curated record
AUGGCUGCUCCCGUUGCUAUGGAGCAUCCCGACCUCACAGACCUUUCCAACGCCCCAGGACAGAAGCGAAAGCGCGCAUCCGAGUCCGCUUCGCCCGAUUCUCGCAGAAACAAGCGCGGUGUUCCACCGGCGACAAUGGCGGUCCCUGAGCCAGAGGCAUUCCUGGAGAAUGCUGUCAGCAUCGCCCAGGCAGCCCAUGAUCAUGUCAGCGCCGACGAUUUCAAUGCGCUGGCCCAGGCUGCCUCGGAUCACACAGACACGGCCGAUGCGAACAGCGCUACUAACACUGCCGCCGCCGCCCUCAACAUGUAUCCUACUCUUCAUGUUCCCCCACCCACUGAGGAGACUUUUGCGCCUCCGCCGCCAGGACCAGAGAUGCAGCACCACCACGAAAAUGCCUAUCACAACCCGUCUCCCGUCCAAGAGCCAGACGGACUGCCGCCUAUGACCCCCCAGACAUCUCUUCCACCGGCCAACGGUGUACAGCCUGAACCGCCAAAGUGGGGAACGCAUCUCCCACCCAAGCCGGCCGUUGGCAGUGAAGAGUGGCACAAGAUGAGGAAAGACAACCACAAAGAAGUGGAGAGACGACGUCGCGAGACUAUCAACGAAGGCAUAAAUGAGCUUGCAAAGAUUGUUCCCGGAUGCGAGAAGAACAAGGGCUCCAUCCUUCAGCGCGCUGUUCAGUUCAUCACUCAGCUGAAGGAGAAUGAAACGCAGAACAUUGAAAAAUGGACAUUGGAGAAACUGCUCACGGAGCAGGCCAUCCAGGAACUAAGUCAGUCCAACGACAAGCUUAAACAAGAGGUAGAUCGGCUAUAUCGGGAGAAGGAGAUGUGGAAGAGCAUUGCCGAGUCAGCCGGAUUACAGCCUCCUCAACCAAAAGAGGAACCAGAGGGCAGUAGCUAG